CAGAUUUGGCGACUGGCGAUUUUCUGGCUACUAGUUACCCCAAUAGGCGAUUUUUUGGCUAUCAUACGAAAGCUAGGGUGCGUUCCGAGUUGCGCAUGAAGCGCAUAGACUGCUUUACUGUUGCGCAGCACAGGAAAUCGUUCCGUUUUGUCAAUGCGCAUGAAGCGCUUUUAGUAUUCGGAACGAUUUCCUGUGCAGUCUGCGCGCUAAGCACCUUGAAAAUGGACGCCAUGCAAACCAUCAACAAACGAUUUCCAGUUAUUGUGAUAUCUUCGGUGAUGGUUUUGAAGAACGAAAGCGACAGUUCUGAAUCGAGCGACAGUGAAAAUGACGAUGAAAUUGAAAACAUAUCUCUAAAUGAUAUGCAAACAUUAUUUUCCAUACUAAUGGCGGAUAAAUCACGUGGAGAACAAAUUGCAGUCGAAAAAAUUACGGAUUACAUCGAUCGAGUGAUUCCUAAUUACACCAACGUUAUAUUUAAAGAACAUUUUAGGCUGUAUCCCAGUACAUUUGAAAUGCUNUUAUCACUGAUUGGACCAGCACUAAAUGCCACAAAUACCACAACUGGUAGAAAGCCAAUUUCUGCAGAAAAGCAAUUGUAUAUUGCUCUAUGGUUUAUGGCUACUCCUGAUUCGUAUAGGUUAUGUAAACUCAACUAUUUUCUUUAGAGCAGAAAGAUUGUC
Molecule: messenger RNA, 683 nt
Organism: Vollenhovia emeryi
Lineage: Eukaryota; Metazoa; Arthropoda; Insecta; Hymenoptera; Formicidae
Exons: 3
Coding region: 96-668 (190 amino acids)
Source: RefSeq, a predicted model, not a curated record